AUGACCGAACACGCACCUACCCCCGUGCCUCCCCCGCCGAAUACUAUCAUCAGUGUGGCAUCUGCAAAGAUGGGGAUCCUGGAUUUGCCCGGCGAGGUUCUGACUGAGAUCUGCAGUCAUUGCUCCCAGGGCGAACUCAUCUGCCUCUCCCUCGUGAGUAGCCGCUUCCGCGAACUAGCUGCUGCCCAGCUAUACCGAAACUUCCACAUCGUCUUCCCCGACGAGGACGAUCCGUGCUUCGAUAGUCCAAUUGAUGGACUCGCUGGAGGAUUGGACACUUUUGCCACAAGCGACUACAACUAUGCCCAGCACCUGAGAGAUCUCUCGCUCGAUACCCUGAGUGCCGGUGACGGAGCAGAAGCCGCUUACAAACCGUAUCUUGCGAGCGUUAGUUGCGGCAAGUUCAUGAACACCCUGCUUCUCCUUACCCUGCGCAGAGCCACCGCGCUGGAUUCGUUUCGCUGGAAUAUACGGGUCGAGCUCAGCAAACCUGUUUACAAGGUGCUACACAGCCUCAAGUCUCUCAAACAUGUCCAUAUUCGUCUGCAGGCUGGGCCCUCUUUGUAUGGACUGCCGCCCCCGCUGGCCUCGUUUCCUGCGAACUCGUCUCUUGCCACGCCACAGACGGGUGGCUCGACUCAUUCUACGUUAUUCGGAGGUGGCUCAUACGGUGCGCUGGCCCCUCCGCCAGUUCACAAACCAUCGUGGAAACCGCGGGUUUCUAAACACACUUCUUCCAAGGCGCCUCCGACAAUUGCCGGGUUUAAGAACCUUGAAAGCCUCAGCGUCCUCGAUAUGGACAACCUCGAUAUUAUCACCGAGAUCAAGACCUGCGUGCGCGACUCGAGCUCGACGCUGAGGAAAUUGAGCCUUUCCUUCUCUGAUGCCCUAGCCAAGCAAGCAAGGAAACCCUGCCUGGACCCGAUAGAACCAGACGAAUCCGACGAAGAUGAGUUUCAAGUUGUGCCGCUGCCCACAACGGUCAACUACGAUUCAAGCGGACCAGCAAAAGUGUUCCGGGCUCAGGAAGAGCGCAAGGUACAGGAGUCCGUGCUUGGUCGCAUCUUCGAGUUCGAGCCUUUUACUGUGAAGAGGUUCCAUGUCGCAACCGAUGGAGAUAAUGAGGGAAGCCAGAGUAAACCAAAGAAUCAACCAACCGACAACAGGCACACUUUUGUCCAGAGCGUGGAGAAAAUAUCUCUACAUCUGAUAAAUCGGGUCCACGGGACAAAGGACUUGAACACCCUCGAGCAACAAGAUAUGCUACGCACGAUUCUGGUAGCAGCUAAUAAGUACGUCGAUUCGGAAAAUCAGAAAACCGAUGCCCGGGCCGCUUCAUCUUCCAAAGAAGUUGUUCCAAGCUCCACGUCGGGCGACAGUGUUGACGACGGUGUUGCUACCCCCGCUACUGAGGAAGCACAAUCGUCGGAAACGACCACUUCACACCAGGGGUCGAAGGCGAAGACAGACGACGAGGUUACGAGUCCGGAAUAUAUAGACAUCACAGCUCCCGAGCAAGAGCAACUUGUGCUCGAGAUGCAAGAGGAUGCGAACGACGAGGAGAUUACGGUCGAGGCAUCAUCUUCGAAGACGCCAGCUAGCUCCGCACAAGUAAGCAAGUCUCCUUUCGGUGCAGGCCUACAGUGUGCAGGUGCAGCUAAUAGGGCUGCACAACGCGAAAACCUCCGUGUCCUUGAAAAAACAUUGCAAUUGUUCAAGAAAGAGGCUGAUCGAAUAUCGAAGGUAUCACGGGAAACCGACCUGUCCGACGAAGAUGCCGAGCCGCGUAUUAGAGAGGCGCAGCUUCGACUCGAGGCUAUCAACCAAGACGUGGCAGACAUUCAACACGAUAUGAACGUGAUAGAAGCUGAAAUGGAUGAUGCCGAUGUACAGUCGGCACACUUGGCACCCAGAGCUGACGCGAAGGAUGAACUCCGCCGCCGCAUGAAUGAAUAUGCGAGAAGGACUCGAGGCAUAGGGCUCCAUGCUCUCAGCCUUCAUCUGAUACCAAUCAAGGCCUCGGUCCUGGGCAGGGCCAUCGAUCUGCAUAUGCUGAAGAGGAUCACUCUUCUGAACGUCGGGCCGCAGGCACCUUUCUGGGUCUUGAUGAAUAAGGAGAACCAACUUCAGCGCCUGCAGCUGCGGAAGAUCUUUACGGACAACGUUUCGCUGCAGUUUCUACAGUUCGUCUCGGAACUCGAGAGCCUGCACGAACUCUUCAUACUGGAGCGGACAGCUAAGUACAAGCCGGAGAGUUUUGCGCCUCAGUCCAAGACAACAAUCGAACAGAUUCGGAGACUCGUACUGAGGAAGCACAUGGACAGCAUUAAGCGUCUGAUGAUCAAGAACGAGGCGAACACCGCCUGGGACAUUGAUGAAAAGACCAUGAAGCUAAUGUGCAGGCGGGGGUUGGUGCUCCAGGAGCUGGCGGUUAUAAUGAGCAUGCGUACUCUACACACAUUCAUCCAGCACAUAGCAGGUCUGGGCCAGCUCCGUGCUCUGCAGCUGAUCUCGUUCCGCAACGAUGAUACGUGUCUCUCUGUGAUGCGCGAGACUAGGCGUUUCAUAGUCGAUGCGCUUUCGCACCACCCGGAACUCAAGCUCGAGUGGUUGGCCAUGGGCGACGAGGACCGGGCUAUCAGAAUCGUUCGCAAGCCAAACGUGCCGAAGAAGUCGAAGAAGAGCAAAGGAAAAGGCAAAGAGAGGGAGGUGUCGGGUCUCGGCUUAAACCCCGUCGCUAGCAGCAGCACGUUUCCAAUCCUGCCGGCGGGCGGAUGGGAUAUCUCUAGUGAUAGUGACGAUGACGGCGAUGUCCCAUCCCUUCCGAGGGUGAAGCUGGAGUUGAUGGAAGGGGUUGCAUUCUAUGACGUGUGGGGAGUCAGGAUCUUCAAGAAAGAAGUCAUGGCCGGACGGCUUUGA
Anthostomella pinea is the source of this 2919-nucleotide messenger RNA. NCBI's taxonomy places the organism in Eukaryota, Fungi, Ascomycota, Sordariomycetes, Xylariales, Xylariaceae. The record is from the annotation of a GenBank genome assembly.